AUGUCCUACGGUAGACAAUCCUCUUCAGCACCGUGUACAUCUGGAACUAGUCUUGUUCAAUCAACCAUUGUAGCCACAGCAAAAACAGGCAACCCAUCUUCUUGUGUAUUAGCUUUGGAGAAAGAAUUGUCUAACAGCACAACUGGAAUGUCUACUCUUCUCAGUAAAGUGGAUAUGCAAAUCAAAGAAUUUAGAGAGUUCAAAGUAGGCCCAUCGGUUAAGAAUGGAAAUCAACCUUCAUCUUCAUCCUUAUCAUCAAUUGAUAAGAAAGCAUGAGGAGAUGUUGCUGAGAUUGUUUUACACUGGCCAGAAGUGAAAAACAUACUUGACCUUACUGAAUUGUGCAAAAACAUCAGAUUCUUUCCUGGCGACAUUGAUCAAGGCGUUUUAUCCGUAAUACGCUGUGAAACAUGCUUUAACUAUUUAAAAAGUAAACGUAUUAAGCCAUCCGAUAAGUUAUCUCUCGCACAAGUUGCCAAAAAAGGCAUUGGAGGGUAAGCUUGAUAAAUUUUCAGUAUUAAUUAGUAUAAUUACUUGCUACUAUUCACAACUUAAUUUAGCGCCAUGUUUUCACCUUUUUACUUCUCUAUUAUAUGUGUUGUUUUAUCAAGAUACUCUGGCUCACUCUCCACUGGGUUACCUACUACUCCAAAAAAAGCUGUGUUGUAUUUGGAAGGUGGGAACAAAGAGUUCUAUAAGCUAAAAAAUACAGUGAAGAACCACAUAACGUUGGCAGGUGGCCAGGCCCAAACGCAUUAUGAAGCCCUGCAGGUAGAUAUGGUUGACAUAUGUUAUUCAAAUCAUUCGUUCUAACCAUAGUUUAUCAUAUCGUUUCAAUAUAUUUAGUAUGAAUACAGGAAACGGAUGGAAUGUGGUGUGGCAGUUACCCAAAACCUAGUUAGCAUUGCCAUAACUGUUGUUAAAGCUAAGUCUGCAGCCAUUCACUAUGAGACAAUGAUUGCUGCACAUGCGUUUACAGGCUCAGAUGUUGGCGAGUUUGGACACAGCCGUAAGCAAUUUAAUGAGAUUUUGCGAUGUGCUGAGGUAUGGUGCAACCGGGAAAUUGCAAAAUUUUUAUGUAAACCAUUACCUUCGACAAGACUUCCUCCCCAUUAUUACAUUACAUGCGAUAAAACUAUGCCAACCAGAUUGACAAACCAAGCCGUUAUGGUUUGUCCUGUUAUUAAUGGCAAGCGUGAAGCAAUAGCAGUCAAUUCAUCAGAAGUGUAUCAUGAAGCGAACAAUGAGGUGGAAGGGGAUGUGAGCGGAUCAACUGCCGCAGAAUGGGCACGAAUGGUUUAUGAUGAGAUAAAGAAAGCAUAUCCUGCAAUUGAUGAUAAAAUUAUCCAAGGCUCAUGGACGGGAACGGUAUGCGAUGGAGUGUACCAACUUGACCAGUCGAUAUUUUUUUCUGUCUUAUGGGACUCAGCGCAUUUUUCUAGAUUUAGCGUUUUCUGA
Molecule: messenger RNA, 1458 nt
Organism: Paramuricea clavata
Lineage: Eukaryota; Metazoa; Cnidaria; Anthozoa; Malacalcyonacea; Plexauridae
Source: the annotation of a GenBank genome assembly